This is a messenger RNA of Paramecium octaurelia, 1624 nucleotides long. The record is from the annotation of a GenBank genome assembly. Lineage: Eukaryota; Ciliophora; Oligohymenophorea; Peniculida; Parameciidae.
AUGUAUAAUCAUGAUGAAUUUAGGAAGGUAAAAUAUGAUUUUCUCAUAACAUUAUUACCUGGUAUUAAGUCUAUGAGAUCGACAUAUCAUGAAAUUCUCAAUGCUCAUAAUAACAUUUUUGGUGAUCUUGGAAAUAACUAAUUACAAAUUUAAUUCACAAAAAAUGUCCAUGACUUUGAGCCUUUUUAAGAUGCUGAUUCAUAUGAUAUUGAUAAUCUCUUUAUAAAUGUUUCCAUGAAUGUCUACGAGAAAAUAAUGUAUGAUUACAAAUUGAUUGUAAUCGUCUUUAUUUUUUGUGAAUAAGAGAAGUUUGAUUGGAAUAAACUUCAUGAAUUGGUCGAAGUAAUAAAGAACAGAUCGUUUAAAAAAUUUAUUUUAAUAGGCAUAAAGGACAUAGGUGAGCCAUAUUAAAAUCUGUUAAAUUAUGAAGUAUUUAAUAAAAAUAUUUUUUAUGAAAUUUCAAUAAAAAGAGAUCAUAAUAAUUAUGAUUAUGUAUCUGACUAAUUGAAGAACAUUUUUUGGGAAAUUCGAGAUAAUUUGAUGGAUCCCAAAGAUAUGAGAAUCAAUUUAUAGUAAGAGUAUUAAGAAAAGGUUAUGAAGAUUAAGGUUUUUGAUGAUUUUUAAAAUAUCAAUGUCAUAUAAUUAGGAGAGGAAUGCAUAAAGAUGUUUUAAUUAUAAGCAGAGCAAAAAAAUAUAAAUUUAACUUUAAAAACUAAUAUAAAACCUUUAUAUAUAUACACUGAUAAAAAUCGAUUGAAAUGGAUAAUUAUUCAUCUUUUAGCAAAUGCGAUGAAAUUCACAAUAGAAGGAAGCAUUUCAAUUAAAAUUACAUAAAGAGGAUUCUUAGUUGAUGUUGGAGUCGAAGAUACUGGAAUUGGAAUGUCGUAAUAAGAUCAAAAUAGCUUCAAUUAGAAAUUAGAUAUAAAGAGGGUUGGAUUAGGACUUGUAAUUAGUGAUAAAAUAGCAUAACAAUUAUCAUCUGAUGGUUAAGGAUUAAAAGUUAUUGCCAGAGAUACUAAACAGAGUUACUUUUAUUUGAUAUUAAAAAUUAAAUAAUUUCAUGCAAAAAUAAAUUCAUCAAAGUUAUAAUAAGUUGAGAUUACAGAAAACGAAUCUCCUUUGUUUGAUAAACAUAUUUAAUUAUCAUAAUUUAGAAUGACUUUUAAUCACGAUCAAAAUUCUUUUGCUGAUGAUUAAAAGUUGAUCGAUAAAAUUAAUUGCCAACAUAUUUUGAUUGUUGAUGCUAACGUAUUUAAUUAAAACAGUUUAGAAAGGCAAAUACAAUAAUUGUAAAUUUAUUUAUAUCUAUUUUAGUACAAAAACUUAAAUUGAUAAAAAUAAUAGUGGUAUAGAAGCCAUAGAAUCUGUGAAAUCAAAGAAGUGCAAUCAAAAUUGUUAAGGAUAUAAUACUGUUUUCAUGGAUAUGGAAAUGCCUGGUCUAGAUGGAUUAUAGGCAUCUGCUUAAAUUUUAUAAUUUAAUGCAAAAAUCAAAAUAUUUAUAGUUUCUGGUUAUGAAAAAUCUCAAUUCGAUGAAGAAAGUAAAAAAAUUGGAAUUCAAGAAUUUCUAGUAAAACCAAUCUCUAAAGAUGUCAUCUAAAGGGUAAUUUUAGAGAAUAAUUUAUGA